Dermacentor albipictus is the source of this 1197-nucleotide messenger RNA. Its product is annotated as myeloid leukemia factor 2-like. Lineage: Eukaryota; Metazoa; Arthropoda; Arachnida; Ixodida; Ixodidae. Gene Ontology annotation, biological process: regulation of DNA-templated transcription. Gene Ontology annotation, cellular component: cytoplasm; nucleus. The record is from RefSeq and is a predicted model, not a curated record.
UCUGUACAGGUGGUGCGAGAGUGGCGACUGCAGCGAAGCGAAAUUUUCACCUAUGACGGCAAGUGAGGAAUUUCCCACGUGCCGAAGUCUGGACGCUUUCCGGAGCUGUAGGCUAAGCUCGCGGCGUACGUCACUGAAAUGCGCAAUUGGUCCCUGUCAGUGAAGUGCGACAUGGUCAGGAAACAAGCCCGGAUCUUCGCCUUUUAAGGACCUGCUCCGCUGUCCCUUUACCGAAUGGUCAACAACAACAACAUCAACACGGUCAUCCUCCAUAGUGGGUGUGCACCACAGGUAGCGCGAAAUCGAACCACACCAUCGCUAUUCCCGGAAGCCGGGCCCCAGUGGCGACCGUCCAAAUUCGUCGGGCAUGAGCGGCGCGAAAGAUUGCUCGCCGACGGACAUGCGGCCGGCGGUGCGGCGGGCCCAGUCACCUGCCAGCGGUGACCCAUCGUCGGAGAUGCAGGGCAACGUGACCGUGGGUCACGGAGGUGACCACUGGCUCCGGCAGUCCAUCACCAUCAAGAGCAAGGUGCGAGCCACAGUCGCCAGUGUCAGCACGUUCAGGGUCCACUGCAAUACGGUGGAUAGCUCGUGCAGCGCCAAGACGGUGGUGACCUGCACCUCGGAGAGGGGCAGCUCCACUCGGUCCGUGGUGCAGCAGAGGAGCACCACCAAUGGCGGCCACCCCGAGGUGGUGCGUGCUGCGACGUUCUCCCGCGAGAUGCCCAACGGCGCCAUGGAGACUAUCAAAACCUACGAGGACAGCCGUACCGGUGUUCGGCAGCUGAGUGUGGGGCGCCACAUCGGGGACCGGGUCAGCCUGAGCUUCGUCUGCGGGAUGUUCAGAGACUUCCGCAGCGAUUUCGGCGUCCGUCAGUACAGCCGUGGUCGCUGAGAUGUCGUCGCCACCUACGAAGUCUUCUACAGUCAUUGUUGCGGGCAUGUCAGCAACAAAACGCGAAAAAUCGUUCCAGGCCUCAUCGUUCCAGGCCUCGACACUAAAACGCAAAAGCAACAUUCCAUCACGCCGCUGCCGCCGCUGCUGAAGCGGCGCUGUCAGCGGUUGUGAGAUGCGGACGAUUUCUUUGGCUGUCAACUCUCGAUGACGACGUGGCAUCUCUGGUGCUGUCAGCGCCUGCGAGGUAGUCCUGAACGUUUGCUGCGCCGCACAACACGCUUGUAGUGCAACGAAGCCUG